This is a messenger RNA of Sitodiplosis mosellana (orange wheat blossom midge), 965 nucleotides long. Its product is annotated as 40S ribosomal protein S3a. Gene Ontology annotation, molecular function: structural constituent of ribosome. Gene Ontology annotation, biological process: translation. The record is from RefSeq and is a predicted model, not a curated record. The transcript has 3 exons. Gene Ontology annotation, cellular component: cytosol; ribosome. Lineage: Eukaryota; Metazoa; Arthropoda; Insecta; Diptera; Cecidomyiidae. The coding region runs from base 51 to 860 and encodes 269 amino acids.
UUGACAGCCAUAUUUUAUAGCAUCUGUCUUUUCAGUGUUGAUCGUUCAUCAUGGCAGUCGGAAAAAAUAAGGGUCUUUCCAAAGGUGGUAAAAAAGGAAGCAAGAAGAAAGUGAUUGAUCCUUUUUCACGCAAAGAUUGGUAUGACAUAAAAGCUCCAAAUAUGUUUGCCCAACGGCAAGUUGGAAAAACAUUGGUAAAUCGUACACAAGGUACCCGAAUCGCAUCUGAGGGACUGAAGCACCGCGUGUUUGAAGUUUCAUUGGCCGAUUUGCAGAACGACAACGAUGCUGAACGCUCAUUCCGCAAAUUCCGUUUGAUUUGCGAAGAUGUUCAAGGCAGUCACUGUUUGACCAACUUCCAUGGCAUGAACCUGACCACCGAUAAAUUGCGGUCAAUGGUAAAAAAAUGGCAGACUUUGAUUGAAGCACAUAUCGAUGUCAAAACAACCGAUGGCUAUUUGCUUCGUGUGUUUGCAAUUGGUUUCACCACCAAGGAUAGUGCAUCGCAACGUAAAACUUGUUACGCCCAGCACUCGCAAGUCCGCGCCAUCCGCAAAAAGAUGUGCGACAUCAUUACACGUGAUGUCACUAGCUCCGAUUUGAAGGAAGUUGUCAACAAAUUGGUACCGGAUUCUAUUGCUAAGGAUAUUGAAAAGGCAUGCCAUGGCAUCUAUCCAUUGCAUGAUGUUCACAUUCGCAAAGUGAAAGUAUUGAAGAAACCCCGAUUCGAUUUAUCCAAGUUGUUGGAAUUGCAUGGUGAUGGAAGCGGCGGAAAACCUGCCGAAGGAGUUACCAACGUUGAAGGUGUCGUUGUCGAACGUCCAGAAGGCUAUGAACCACCAGUUCAAGAAGCCGUUUGAACGGAGCGAUAAUUUUUCUAUUCGAAAUAACGACGAAAAAUAUCCAAAAAUACACAUUAUUGUAUUGAUAUGGGAAUAUUAUUAAAAUAAAAAAUAAGCCCACAA